AUGGCCCCGACUGCGGCUCCUCCGCCUCUCCCGGGCAAGAAGCGCCGUAUUGGUAUGAUGACCAGCGGUGGUGAUGCCCCCGGUAUGAAUGGUGCUGUUCGGGCUGUUGUCCGCAUGGCCAUCCACAAGGGCUGCGAGGCCUUUGCUGUUUACGAAGGUUACGAAGGUUUGGUUCAGGGAGGUGACUACAUUCGUAAGAUGGAGUGGGAGGAUGUCCGAGGCUUCCUUUCUGAGGGUGGUACCCUCAUUGGCACUGCUCGUUGCAUGUCCUUUAUGCAGCGACCCGGUCGGCUUCAGGCCGCCAAGAACUUGAUCACCAAGGGCAUUGAUGCUCUCAUCAUUUGCGGUGGUGAUGGCAGUUUGACUGGUGCUGACCUCUUCCGGAGCGAGUGGCCCAGCCUGCUCGAGGAAUUGGUCCAGAAGAACGAGUUGACCACCGAGCAGGUUGAGCCUUUCCGUCACCUCAACAUUGUCGGCAUGGUCGGUUCCAUCGACAAUGACAUGUCCUCUACCGAUGCCACCAUUGGUGCUUACUCUUCGCUCGCCCGUAUCUGCCAGGCCGUCGACUUCAUUGACGCGACUGCCUUCUCUCACUCCCGUGCUUUCGUCGUCGAGGUCAUGGGCCGUCACUGUGGAUGGCUCGCCUUGAUGGCCGGUAUCAGUACCGGCGCCGAUUUCAUCUUUAUUCCUGAAAACCCUCCCGAGGACGGCUGGGAACAGGAGAUGUGCAAGAUCGUCUCCAAGCACCGUGCUCUCGGAAAGCGAAAGACCAUUGUCAUUGUGGCUGAGGGUGCUCAAGAUCGGCACCUCAACAAGAUCAGCUGCUCCAAGGUCAAGGAUCUCUUGGCGAAUGACCUUGGUCUCGAUACCCGUGUCACCACCCUCGGCCACGUUCAGCGUGGUGGCCCUGCCUGCGCCUAUGACCGUACUCUGGCUACCUUGCAAGGUGUUGAGGCUGUCGAAGCCGUUUUGGACGCCGGCCCGGAGACGCCAACUCCUGUCAUUUCCAUUAUCGAAAACAAGAUUUGCCGCCAGCCUCUGAUGGAGGCUGUGAAGCUUACUAAAUCAGUCGCCGAGGCCAUUCAAGCGAAGGACUUUGUCAAGGCCAUUGGACUCCGAGAUGCCGAGUUCAAGGAAUAUCACACGGCUUACGUGACAACUACGGCUGCAGAUCAGCCCCAUCUCCUUCUCCCUGAGAACAAGCGGAAGCGCAUUGCCAUCAUUCACGUUGGUGCCCCCGCCGGUGGCAUGAACCCCGCAACCCGUGCCGCUGCCGCCUACUGUUUGGCUCGUGGCCACAAGCCGAUUGCUAUUUCCAACGGCUUCCCCGGUCUUUGCCGCCACCACGAUGACAAGCCCAUUGGCUCCGUGCAGGAACUGAAAUGGCUCGACGUUGAGGGCUGGGCCAGCCGUGGCGGUUCCGAGAUUGGUACCAACCGUGGCCUUCCCUCUGCGGACAUGGCCAAGACUGCUGAGUGCUUUGAGAAGUAUCAGUUUGACGGUCUCUUUGUCAUUGGUGGUUUCGAGGCAUUCACUGCAGUUUCUGAGCUGAGAAAGGCUCGCGAGCAGUACAAGGCCUUCCGCAUUCCCAUCGUCACUCUGCCCGCCACUGUCAGCAACAACGUCCCUGGAACCGAGUACUCUCUUGGUAACGAUACCUGCUUGAACGCUCUCAUCGAUUACUGUGAUGCUAUCCGGCAGUCUGCCUCUUCGUCUCGUCGUCGUGUCUUCGUUGUUGAAACGCAAGGUGGUCGCUCCGGCUUCGUUGCAACCGUCGGUGGUCUUUCAGUCGGCGCCGCCGCCGUCUACACACCCGAGGAGGGUAUCAAUCUCAAGAUGCUUGAGCUGGACAUUGACCACCUUCGGGAUCAAUUUGCCAAGGAUCGCGGUCAAAACCGUGCUGGAAAGCUGAUCCUCCGCAACGAGCGCGCCUCGGACGUGUAUACGACCGAGAUCAUUGCAAACAUCAUCAAGGAGGAGUCCAAUGGCCGCUUUGACUCGCGAUUCGCGGUACCGGGACACGUUCAGCAGGGUGGUAUCCCGUCACCCAUGGACCGUGUACGUGCUGUCCGCCUGGCUGUCAAGUGCAUGCAGUACCUUGAGGAUUACUCGCUCUCUGGUGAUGAUCUGGUGGCUGACCCUAUGAGCGCCACUUUGAUUGGUGUCAAGGGUGCGAACCUGGUGCUCUCGCCCAUGAAGCAGCUGGAGGAGCACGAGACUGACUGGCCCGCUCGGAGACCUAAGAAUGAAUUCUGGCUUGGCCUCAAGGACAUUGUGGAUAUUCUCAGUGGCCGUUACAAGGUGCAUCACCCCGAGGCCUAA
This is a messenger RNA of Xylona heveae TC161, 2322 nucleotides long. RefSeq names its product 6-phosphofructokinase. The coding region runs from base 1 to 2322 and encodes 773 amino acids. The record is from RefSeq and is a predicted model, not a curated record. Gene Ontology annotation, molecular function: fructose-6-phosphate binding; ATP binding; AMP binding. Gene Ontology annotation, biological process: fructose 6-phosphate metabolic process; fructose 1,6-bisphosphate metabolic process; canonical glycolysis. The transcript is spliced from 3 exons. Lineage: Eukaryota; Fungi; Ascomycota; Xylonomycetes; Xylonales; Xylonaceae. Gene Ontology annotation, cellular component: 6-phosphofructokinase complex; mitochondrion; cytoplasm.